This is a messenger RNA of Cladocopium goreaui, 839 nucleotides long. The record is from the annotation of a GenBank genome assembly. NCBI's taxonomy places the organism in Eukaryota, Dinophyceae, Suessiales, Symbiodiniaceae.
GGGGACCAGCACCGGCGAAACCCAAAUACCUUUGGUCCGCUUUCGGUGGGCUGGUGGUGCUGCCAGCCUUUGCACCCUGGCUGAGUGGGUUCAUGGCGGAAGGUGUGCACUCCGGCUGCGGCGCUAUUGGGCACACAAUUGACCCUGAUGCUGCUUCAGACGGGGAUGAUGCUUGGUGUUGGAUGACUUCAGCCUUUCUCUUUGACUGGUCUGGAAAUCGGCUGCAGAUCACCAGAUAUGUGUCCCUGGGUUUUUUCAUGUUGCUGGGUGCCGUCUGCAUGCAGCUUCUGAUUUCCAUUCCAGACUUGUAUGGAAGUGACCUGGCUGCGCUGCUGGGAUAUUCUGUGGCUGCGCUGCUGGUGGGUGUUUGCUACACUCUCCAGGCCAAGAUGAACAAUCGCUUGGCCCGUGACUUGGGCUCCACCGCACGAGCUGCCGCGUUUUGCAACCUCACCGUGAUGACUUGGGGCCUGCCCAUGUGCCUCGUUUUAGUAGAUCUUGGGGUGCCCCUUGACUUUGUGAUGGGCGACUGGUGGAUCUGGCUUUUCUUGGGUCUUCAGUCGGCCUUCUACACUUAUGCCUUGGCAGAGUUGCCCAAAGUCCUUGGCUAUUCUGUCUCUUGCAUCCUCGUUAUCACAGGCAAGAUGUGCACAGCUGCUUUUGCAGACACCAUUGGACUUUUUGCGAAGCCGCUGGCUAUUUCGCCCUGGAGAUAUAUCAGCGUAGCCAGCAGCCUCAAUUCCCGCCAAGUUGCAAGUUGCAGGGUCUGUCCAUGGGGUGAGAUUGUUUGGCAGGUGUUUCCAUGUUUAAACAUGUGUGUGUUCUUCCGCAGUGAUUGA